GUAAAGGCAAAGAACCCACCUUAAGGUCUAUACAAAAAAAAUACAAAAACCAAGCAUUAGACAAAAAAAAUAAAGAUUCUAUAUCAACUUUAACUAUAGUUCAUAUGUUGCAAGAACAAGACAAUUAUAUUGAAUAA
This is a messenger RNA of Racocetra fulgida, 137 nucleotides long. The record is from the annotation of a GenBank genome assembly. Lineage: Eukaryota; Fungi; Glomeromycota; Glomeromycetes; Diversisporales; Gigasporaceae.